This is a messenger RNA of Effrenium voratum, 1137 nucleotides long. The record is from the annotation of a GenBank genome assembly. Lineage: Eukaryota; Dinophyceae; Suessiales; Symbiodiniaceae.
AGACGCGCACGGAAGGCGUGGUUUUUCGGUUCCGCCGAUGGCGUUGGCUCGGCUCUUGGCCUGCCUUGCGUGGGGCUGCCUGGCGCAUUACCACGGCACCUGCGGGUCUGACGAGGUGGCUGGAGAGAUCCAGGGCGAGGAUGGAGUGGUCUGCGCGCCCAAGUGCAGCGCGCAGUACGAGUGCCCUGUGGAGACCACCGUGGGCGUGUCGGCGCAGCCGCAGUGCAUGCUGCAGAACGUAGAUCAGGCCUUCUUUUGCGGGCUUCUGUGCCAGGCGGAUGCGCAGUGUCCUUCGGGCGCCUCAUGCCGCAAGGUUGGUGCGCAAAACCUGGGCCUUUGCAUCCACCCCUUAUCCUUCUCGGACUGGGCCCGGCUCUCGUCCCGGGUGAAGCUGGGCAUAGGCUUCCCGAGCCCCGCCGGCGCCGGCGGAACGUCCAAGGGCUUCCAGAUCGCGCGCGCCUACUCUGCGCUGCAGAGCCUCAAGAGGCGGUACUCCAUCUCCGACGGGGACACCGACGUGCUCACCGUCAAGGAGAUGCUGGCGGCCGCCUCGACACCGGGGGGGCUGAACGACCAGCAGCGCGGCAGCCUGGGCAACCUGCAGAACCUCAUCCAUAAGGCGAUGAAGGGCGGCUCAGGCAGCGACACCUUGGGCUCGGAGCUCUCCUCUGACCUGAAGACCUUCAGCGGCAACGUGCUGGGCGGCGUCUCGGGCUGGGAGCGAGAGGCCGAGAGCGUGGUUUGGAACGUGGAGCACAUCGACCACUACGGAGCCGCAUGGGGCCUGCUUCGGGGCAUCAUAGAGGUGGCGCUCAUCUACCUUGCCUGUGGCGCCAUCUACAAGCACCAGACCAUGGGAGCCAGAGGCGUGCAGAUGAUCCCCCAUCUCGGCUUCUGGAUGGACUACCCAAAUCUGGUGGUCGACGGGGUGAAGUACGCUCAGAUGAUGGUCUCCCAGUCCACCGGCCAGAAGUCCAGCUCCGGCGGCUUCAUGCCGCUUGGCAUGCCUGCGGAGCGCGACUCCUUCGCCGACUUCGAACCCUCCCGGUGAGCGCUGCUGGGCCGCUCGCCGCUCUCGGCGCCGGCGAAGAAACCCGCCUCGAGCGCCGUGAGUGCAACAAAAAAAAAGUGGCGUCG